AUGAAUAAAAGCAAGCCUAUAAAUUCGUUCAUGAUAUAUAGGGCAGUUGUUCACAAUUUCUUCAAAGCAAAGAAUAUCAAAUAUUCUUGCAGUACUGUUUCCAAGAUUGCAAGCAAACUGUGGAAAAACGAAUCCGUAGACGUUAAAAAUGUGUAUAAACAACUGGCUGAAACAACGAAAUAUCAUGAGAAGAAUUUUGAAUCCGAACUCAUUAAUAAUGUCGAAAACCUUACUUCUCUUGUGACCACUACUACAAACGUUACUCCUUCGGUCAACACCGAACCUAUCCUAAUGUUCCUUCAGGCCAACUCCGAAUCUAUCCUAGAUGUUCCUUCAGUCAACACCGAGCCUAUCCUAUAUGUCCAAUUUCCAGCUUUUCCAAUAAAUAUUAAUUCACCACAAAUCAUUAAUGAUAUUGUUAUUAUUUCAAUGCAAACUUUGAAUUUCCAAUAUAAUCAUACGAUUGUUUCUUUAAACAUUGAACCCAUUAAUGUCAAACCUUUUCUAUAA
Messenger RNA from Dentiscutata erythropus, 510 nucleotides. The record is from the annotation of a GenBank genome assembly. Lineage: Eukaryota; Fungi; Glomeromycota; Glomeromycetes; Diversisporales; Gigasporaceae.